AUGCUUCUUCCAGCCAAACGUAACGAUUAUGCAGGAUUGAAAAUUUCAAUGUGGUUUUUGAUAUUGAUCAAUAUACCCUCAACGGUGCGCAGUCUUAUUCAUGUGUUCUAUCAUGACAGUGGGGCUCAGUCUAUCGCGUCGAUGGAUAUUAAUGUUAAAGGUGGAAAAAAUGCUGUCGCGCUUCUUGCUCAAUGGGGUACAGCUCAAUUGAUCAUGGCUUUGACUAUAUGGAUAGUGCUGUGGGGUUAUCGAGAAUUUAUUCCAUUGAUGAUCGCUGAGAUUUUAGUUGAACAAAUACUCCGACUUGCAGUUGGGUAUAUGAAGCCUCUCGUUACUACACAUCGUCCACCAGGAGCAAUAGGAACUUUCAUUUUAUUUCCAUUGUCCGCAAUCAUGCUAGUUUUGUCUUUAAUACGUAGUGAAAAAUAA
This is a messenger RNA of Adineta ricciae, 429 nucleotides long. The record is from the annotation of a GenBank genome assembly. NCBI's taxonomy places the organism in Eukaryota, Metazoa, Rotifera, Eurotatoria, Adinetida, Adinetidae.